AUGGCUGAAGAUGACUUGGGGAGGCACACCAGCUGCUGGGAGAAGAGCAUAAGGCUCAAGACGGAAAAUCAUAAAUCCAAUACUAUCAAGGAAAACUUAACAAUUUUUGAUGUCAUAACCAGAAAAACUAACCAGCUUCCACAAGCAGAACAGAAUCUACCUGAACAGAGAUCAGCAUAUGUUGGAUUUAAUGCUGCCCUCUGUGGCCUCAUAGCAAAUAGUCUUUCUCAAUGCAUCUUGAACAUGGCACAGGCUCUUAUAGCUGUUGACUUACCAAUGGCAGUGAUCCCUUUUCUUACAACAAACACAGCUUACGAAAGUUUUGUAAAUUUUCCUUUGAAUACAGGCGAUUUGAAUUGUGAAACCUGUACCAUAACACAGAAUGGAUUGGUUGGUCUUGCUUUUGGUGGUCUAUACCCUGUUUUCUUGUCUAUACCUGUGACUGGAGGCCUAGCAGCCUGGUAUGAAUCAACUCUGUUACCAGAGAAAGGGAACAUCUUAAGUUACUGGAUUCAAAUUUCUAAGCCUGUCUUUAGAAAGAUGUUAUUUCCUAUUGUGUUCCAGACUGUGCUUGCAGCAUACCUUGGGUUUAAACAAUAUGAACUACUUAUAAAGGCCCUUCAGUUACCUGAACCUGGCAGAGAAAUUCAUUGACUUUAAGCAAACAUGUACACAAAAAUAAAAUGGUAAAAAAAAAAAAAAAAAAAAAAAAAA
Molecule: messenger RNA, 714 nt
Organism: Chlorocebus sabaeus (green monkey)
Lineage: Eukaryota; Metazoa; Chordata; Mammalia; Primates; Cercopithecidae
Source: RefSeq, a predicted model, not a curated record